AUGGGAUACAACAAUAAUUUUUCAUUUGUAAACCGUAUUGGUCCAGUAAAUGAACCGAUUCCAGCUCAUCCUGAUUCCAUAUAUCGACCACAAAAUCGUCCAUUACCAGUUUCUCACUCACCACCAGCUCGUAUAGCAAUGGCUCCAUCUCCAAUGAUAGACAACGUUCCCGUAGCAGCUCCUUUAAGUUCUAACGGAAGCGGUUUUUCACCUUGGUGGAUUAUUGGUCCAUUAUUAGCUGUCCUUGCAGUCAUGACUGUUGGUGCUCUUGCUUAUUUGAAAAAGAAACAAAAUGAUUCGGAGAAUAAGGAUAAGAAUAGUGAAGAAAAUCGUGAUGGAAAUAUAUCCUUGAAAGACAUAAAAUCAAACGGAUUCCCAAACGCACAGAAGAAAACAAUCUCAGCAUUAUCUGCCAAAAAAGGUAUGACUUUAUAUUUGAUCAAAGUUUAUCCCGAAACGAGACACUGCGAAUAUUCCAAUCGAAAAUCUCUUCAUUUUUCUCGUGAAAUAGGAUUGAGUCAUUCAAAAAAUCUAAUACCUUUAUCACCCAACACUACCGCAUCUUCGAAAACCUCAACUAUCGCAGAUCAGAACCAACCAAAUGUGGACAAAUAUUUCAAAUCAAGCAAAGCGAAACAGGACGUCACGAAUCCAACAUCAAUAGGUCAUAAUCCAGCCGACGAAUUAACUUCGCCUGGUCAACAUGGUAUCGGUAAAAGUCCAUUAGUUUCCAUCAUUCCAACAGGUUCCAAACCUAAUCUAAAAGAAAACACGUCGUCACAAUUACACGAAAAACUUCAAAAUCAUUCCACUUCAAAAAUAUCAUCAACUGAACCCCAGACCGAUGUUUUGUCAAAUCAACAUGCGAAAAAAAGUUCAAAAGAUUCCGAAACGAAGAAUAUUCCAAUGCCACACGUUCCUCAAUGUAAAACAAAUCCUUCUUCUUCUGAUGACGACAAUUAUGAUGAACUCUAUCCCAUCGAAUCAGUCACAUCAAAACCUUUGAAAAUCGACAAGACCUCUACCAAUCGGAACUCCUUCAUUCUCCGAUCAAAACGACUCAAUUUCAAACGUAUUCAUCAUAAAGAAAAUAAAUUCACUUCGACCAACACCCAAGAACAUUGA
Molecule: messenger RNA, 1125 nt
Organism: Adineta ricciae
Lineage: Eukaryota; Metazoa; Rotifera; Eurotatoria; Adinetida; Adinetidae
Source: the annotation of a GenBank genome assembly